Molecule: messenger RNA, 1233 nt
Organism: Myotis lucifugus (little brown bat)
Lineage: Eukaryota; Metazoa; Chordata; Mammalia; Chiroptera; Vespertilionidae
Product: zinc finger protein 501-like
Exons: 1
Coding region: 1-1233 (410 amino acids)
Biological process (GO): negative regulation of transcription by RNA polymerase II
Molecular function (GO): DNA-binding transcription repressor activity, RNA polymerase II-specific
Source: RefSeq, a predicted model, not a curated record
AUGGCUCCAGCAACCCAGAAGACCUACCUGUGUAAGCAGUGCUUCUCAGUUUUAAAACAUAUUUUGCACCUGACGGCAUCACAAGCAGCAUACUCUGAGCAGAAAGCCUUCUUCAGUGACACAUCUGUGAAAGACUUAUUUUUAAGUGCAAAAUGUCACCAGCAGCAAAGAGAUUCCAGUGGAGAGAAGCCCUGGAAAGAAGAUAUGGACAGGGUCUCGUUUGUGACCAGGUUCAGCUUCUAUUUAACACGGGUGCUUUCAACCAGUAGGGAGGUUGGCAAAGACUUGCCAGCCAUCUCAGAUAUUCUCCAACACCAGGCCACAGUUAGCACUGAGGAGCCACACAGUAGCAAUGACAUUUCCCAGGAAUGUCCCAGUGCAAAAAGACAUCACCAAUAUGUUGAAUGUGAAAAAACUGCCAACAGCAACCAGAAAGUUGUUCAAAAUCUGGAUGUCUCCUCUGCAGAAGUAAAUUAUGAGUGUAACAAAUGUGGGAAAUGUUUCACACGAAACUUUAACCUCAUUCAGCACCAGAGAGUGCACACUGGAGAAAAGCUGUAUGAGUGUAGUGAUUGUGGGAAGUCCUUCAGUUGGAGGUCUAAACUCAAUCAACACCAGAGAGUUCACACUGGAGAAAAGCCCUAUGAGUGUAGUGAUUGUGGGAAGUCCUUCAGUCAAAUUUCUACACUCAGUCAACACCAGCGAGUUCACACAGGUGAAAAGCCCUAUGAAUGUCGUGAUUGUGGGAACACGUUCAGUCAAAUUUCUACACUCAUUCAGCACCAGCGAGUUCACACUGGAGAAAAGCCCUAUGAGUGUAGUGAUUGUGGGAAGUCCUUCAGUUGUAGGUCUAAACUCAAUCAACACCAGAGAGUUCACACUGGAGAAAAGCCUUAUGAGUGUAGUGAUUGUGGGAGGUCCUUCAGUCGGAGGUUUACACUCAAUCGACACCAGCGAGUUCACACUGGAGAAAAGCCCUAUGAGUGUAGUGAUUGUGGGAAGUCCUUCAGUCAAAUUUCUACACUCAGUCAACACCAGCGAGUUCACACAGGUGAAAAGCCCUAUGAGUGUAGUAAUUGUGGGAAGUCCUUCAGUCAUAGAUCUACCCUCAUUAAACACCACAGGGUUCACACUGGAGACAAACCCUAUGACUGUAGUAACUGUGGGAAGUUAUUCCGUCAUAGAUCUACCCUCACUACACACCGCAGAAUCCACACUCUAGAAAAUCCCUAG